Rubroshorea leprosula is the source of this 1279-nucleotide messenger RNA. Lineage: Eukaryota; Viridiplantae; Streptophyta; Magnoliopsida; Malvales; Dipterocarpaceae. The record is from the annotation of a GenBank genome assembly.
CGUUGAGCAGCAUAGUCCGUUGUUUCUCUAUUUUAGGUUUUUUAUAAGGCAAGGUUGAAGGGAGGUAGGUUAGCACAGAGCGAGGCGGGGAUGGAGUCCGGACGGCAGUAUCAAGUAGACCUUGGCAAUCUCAUGGCUUACAACUCUUUUCACAGCUUCCCUUCUCUUCCCUCUUCCAGGGAGGAGCUAGUAAAGACAUGUCUACAGGAAGGGAGCAAGUUAGUCCAAGCAAUUGCAGAUGGUGUUUUUAACUUACCUUCAGCUGAAGAUCCUGAUGGGCCCCUUGUCAAGUUGCCUCCCCCCUCAACAAAACUUCCAAGGGAGAAACCUCUGCCAAAGCCCAAACCUCCUACAAAAUGGGAAAAGUUUGCUGAAAAGAAAGGUAUAAAGAAGCGUAAAAAGGACAAAGUUGUAUGGGAUGAGCAAACUGGUACCUGGAAACGUCGCUAUGGUUACGAUCGUGUUAAUGAUGACAAGGAUGUACCUAUUAUUGAGGCCAAGAUGUCUGAUGAACCAGGGGAGGAUCCUUUUGCUAAGCGACUAGAUGAUAAGAAAAAACGGGUUGAAAAGCAAGACAAGAAUAGAUUACAGAACUUGAAGCAAGCUGCAAAAGUUGGUGCUUUGCCAAGCCAUGUUAAGCUUGCUGCCACAGCUUUGCCAAUUACAGGAACCCAGGUCCCAUCAAAGAAGUUUACUAAAGAUGAACUGGGAAAUGUGGCUGGGAUAGUUGCCACUUCUACAGCUAGUGGUGGGAAAUUUGAUAAGAAGUUGCCAGGAGAAAAGCCUGCUAAAAAGCAAGGAAAGCAUCGCAAGUUCCUACCAGUAGUGGAAGGAUCAGGGACAGGCUCGCAAGAGAAGGAGCAAAUGGAUAAAGUUCUGAACAAGUUAAUCUCGAAGCACUCUCAUGAGAUACUUAAUGUUGAUAAGGCCAUUAACAUGUACAACGUGAAAAAAGAGAAGAAAACAAAGUAUAGGAAGAAUCACGAAGCAAAAUCUUCAUCAACCUCGAGCAAGCUGAGACCGAAGAAGAACAUUAAUAAGAAAACUGCAAAGAAGGGUUCGGCAUCUUCAAAGAAAGGGAAGGCGCUAUGAAAGUGUUAAAUCAAUGAGCUCCAAGAUGGGUUCAGCAUCUUCAGAGAAAGCACAAUGAGAGUACUAAUUGAUCCCCUUAUAGAAUAUCAUGUGCUAAAAUUGUUUAGCCAUAGCGUGCGUUAUAUCGUCAAAGCGGUUCUGGUUUCAUACCUAGGAUUAAGAAUUGUUGUUUCUUGUUCACUAGAAA